Molecule: messenger RNA, 3983 nt
Organism: Bursaphelenchus xylophilus (pine wood nematode)
Lineage: Eukaryota; Metazoa; Nematoda; Chromadorea; Rhabditida; Aphelenchoididae
Source: the annotation of a GenBank genome assembly
AUGAAUACGAAUACAAUUCUGAUUGUUGCCAGUGUCCUUGCGUUUACUGGAGUUUGUAAGUCGAUUUAUGGAGUAACUUUUCGCAUCUACCUUUUCUGUUCUAUCAAACUUUUGGCUCAUAUUACUUUGGCUUUAAUCUUCAAAGUUAUUGUUUAACUUUGAAACAAACUUUUCAUAUUUUAUUUUGCUUUCCACCGCAAUUUCCAUCACUUUUCGAGCGCACUGGCCAGUAAAGUGACAAUAGAACAGUUUUGGGUUUAGUGUUGUACAGUCUUCUAAAUGCCUUUGGGAUUGGUCCUUUAGGCGUUAAUGUGCCCUACAAGGCGGAUCAAUGUGCCAACUUCUCUGGGUACGCGGGAUGCUCGUUGAUGGAUCCACAGUACGUGAUUGCCAAGAAUACGAUCGAAAAUGCUCAGCAAGUAAGUGUUGGAAGUCGUCGUAUCCCAGCCCAACAUUUUGAGAAUAUGAUUUGUAAACUAAACAACGCAUUAAUCCCAAAUUUGAAGAAAAUUUAAACUGUCGGCCUGGAGCACUCCCAAUUUCGAAUACGACAUCCAUUUUUCUGAUACUUCUCUUUCCAGGGACCAUUAAGUGAUCUUAAAACCCUCGUAUCCCUAUGCCGGAAUACCAAAAGACCAAGUCGGAAAGACUUUCUCCAACCCUACAUCGACCAAUACAAUACCGUAAUCCGUCCGUAUCUGAAGCGUCAAGAAUUCCCCGAGGCCUUCGCUGUAACGGCCGCUUUCCUCAAUCUCAACUUUAACUAUGACUUCUUUAUCCAACACGCUACCGACUUCAGAAAACGCUCAGUUUGGAGGGAAGUGCUGAUUGCGCAACGGAAUUAUUCCGCGGUUUUCGAGGACGCAGAGGAAGUGAAGAGAACGGUAAAGGGACUUCAGAUGAGUGACGCCUUGAUCAAUCAGAUUUUGAAGUUCGAGAAGAGGCUGGUUGAGGAAAGGGAGAAGAAAUGGGACUUGACAAGGUAUGCUAUAACAGAAAAAGCCUAAAAAAUAACAUUAUAUUUUACAAAUAAUACUAGUUUUGUCUGAGAUCAGAGAUCAUUUUAUUUUUAUUUUUUUCAGUUUUGCCGAUAAUCAUUACUUCAACGCCUAUUUGGAGUAUGUGGCCAAGUAUAAAAUCAUCGAUUCGUCCCUCUUGAACGACACUUUUGUAUAUUAUGCCCCAGGCGAACAUCCAGCAGCCUUCGAUAACACAUCCCCUGAGGUCAUCCAAGCUUAUCUCAAGGCGGUGGUUUACAAAAUAAUAGAUCAAAAGUACGAUGAACUAGCCGGAUUCGACUGCAAUGACGCCAUUCAAAAGAGUUGGACGAAAACGGUGAGCAAAUUGCUGGAAGAUGAGCUCUUGCCCUCCGGCACUGAACGAGAAACUUUGGAUCAGCGGAUCGAGGAUGUUUUCUACGACAUCAAAAUGACUGUCGUGGUAGGUAAAUGUGGUAGUUAUCGAAUAUAGUUGUUUCAGGAGCUUCUUCAUCAGCUGGACCUCAAAGAUCCCGAACUAAACCAGAAAUUAGUCUCUGUUAUCCCCGAUUUCUGCAUUCAAUUCCACGCUCCAAACGCUUUGGACAAGCUCUCUGAUGUCGUCCGCACUCUCAACUCUCAUAAACCAGAGAGUAAAUGGGGAUUUGUCAAAGCUUUGACCGCCUAUAAGAUCAAUGAUGCUUUGACUGGAGCCGAGCAGAAGGUAAACAAAAUAUAAAUUAAGUUCUAUCAUGAUUUAGCUGGCUUGUUAUCCACUAAGACUCAGUGCAAACAUCCUAACCCACUUCAAAUGGACCGAGGAACUUGACGAUCCAACCUUUUAUGCGACUGUUGGCUAUGAAAUCGCUCGCUUACUCUGGAAUUCGAUUGGAAAAGCGGCAAAACGAGAGGAUUUCGAUGCGUUUGCUGAGAGUCAGGCCAAAUGUUUGACGCAAAAAUAUUUCGUGGACAAAUUCUUGUCCACAGCAAGGUCCUAUGAUUACCUUGGUAAGCAAUUUUGAAUUGUCUGUUCAAACAUUUGAGUCCAAAAAACUUGCAAAAAGUGAGUCGCAGCGAGCAGGGUUCGAACCUGCGCGGGCAAAGCCCAAUGGAUUUCAAGUCCAUCUCCUUAACCACUCGGACAUCGCUGCACGGGCUCCACUUCUCUUUUUUCGCUUUGUGAAAGGGAAAGCGCAUGGGAGAGAGGCCUCCGGAGGGGGCUGCUCUCGACUUCCAUGGAACGUGAAUAAAAUGGAGUUGUUUUGCAACGAAUAAAGAAAUAAUUUUCAAAGCUUACGGGCUGUUUGAAAAUUCAAAAUGACAUCGAAUUUCGAAAUGAACCCCUAAGAAUCUAUUAUCAUCAGCAUCUUCAGUUCACAUUGAAUCUAAUACAAAUUAUGUUUCAGCUCUCCAAACCGCAUUCUCUGCUUUCCAACACCGUCAAGCCUAUGGUCAUAAGCCUACGGUGUUCUCCACAGAAGCACGAAACUUUUUCCUCGCUUUUCAAAAAGAACGCAGAUGUUCGGAUCGAGGAACUCCCAUUCAUUUACGUGAAUUCUAUGGUUUUAUCAACCAAUACGAAUGCUCACUCAAACCUCAAUGCAACAUUUGGCCCGUCGCCGAUUUCGAAGGCAAUUUUAAUCAACAUUAUAUAACACAACUAUUAAAAAUCGCAGAUACACAACUAAAAAUCUUCUUUCAGUGUUCGUAAAGCCUGAACAAUGGUCAAUGAAGUUGAAUCCCCCAGUAAUUGAUCAAUCAGAGGAAGCGCAGAAAUUAGCCGAUUACAUUGAAGAGCGGUUAGAUCUGACCUACAGACCAUGCUUGGACUUUUUCAAGUACACUUGUGGUGGAAUGCCCUUAAGUCAAUUCAACAAUUAUCUAAGGGAUGAACAACAUGAAGCUUUGGACUAUUUAAAACAUCUAGAUGAGGAUGAUAAGACCGAGCUUGUAAGAAAACUGAGCGAGUAUACUAAUCUCACAUUCGACGGAUUUAUGGAGCAUCUGUUUGCGAUGAAUGUCGAUGAAAACAUCAAGAAAAACAAUUUGAAAAAACUUGAGACAUUGAAAUUGGCUUAUAAUUGGGAGAAUGUCAUCGAUUACGUUGUUAGCCACCAGAUUGACAACUCCACUGACGAGAAUAUUGUUCAGUUCCCCGAUGGCAAUACGCCUACUCAAAGCCAAAUUCAAGCGUUAUUAAUCGCUGUCAGCGUGGAAAUGGAGAGAGCUCCGGCUAGUGUGUGGCUGGGAAGAUUCGGAAUCAAGAUUGGAAAAGAGAUUGGAAAGGCAUUCGGUAACUUACACUCUGUAACCUAAAUCUCGACUUUCGGAAACCCAGGUGGAAAUCAUCAUUUUUUAGAUAUCUUCGGAAGCCAAAUCGAAGACCUCUCUAAGACCUACAAAAUCGAAGAUUUGGCCAAUUUCGAUGAUUCUGAUCCCAAAUACGAAUCGCUUGUUGCGAGUAUCAAAUGCUUGAACAAAAGCUUCAACCUUGGACUCAAAACAAUGAGCUGUCAUAACAGAAUUACCGAUGAUUGCGUGGAAGAUUUGGUCAGAGUAAACGAAGUCGUAUCCGAUAUUCAAGGUAAAAACUAAUUUAAGAAAAUUCUUAAAUAUUUCACCAAUACAAUAUACCCCAGUCUACUUUAUUUAGCUAUCCAAUCAGCCUAUCGCGCCCAUCGCAACUAUGUGAUCCGUUACGGACCCUGUAAACGUCCUCCUGGAACUUUAGUGAGCCGAAUGACCACCGAACAGCUCUUGUUUAUCUCGGUGGGACAAUUCAUAUGCGCCCAAAAUCAACCAGAGUACGGUAUUUUCGCUUCAAAAUCCGAGAUACCCACCGAGAAGAGAGUAAAGGCCGCUCUCUCCAACUUCCCCUUAUUCGCGAUGGCAUUUAAUUGCCCUACGGAGACAGAAUACAGACCGGACAUAAGCGUUGAAUGUAAUGUCUUUGCUCGUCCAGUAUUGGCCAAGAACCGAUAUCCAUUUGAUACUCUAGACUUCUAA